AGUUUUGUUUCAGUAUACUCCAAAUACUGUAGCCUAUCAGAUUAUGAUACGUAUCUGGCGGGAAGUUUUGGAGGGAAGCUAAGAGAGAAAGAGAAUGAAGAAAAUUUUAAAGAGAAUCGUAAUUUUGCUGUUUCUUUUGACAGCAUCUUCAUCAAUAGAGGAAGAAAAACAAGCCAAAAAUGAAGAGAAAGAAGAUAUUAGCGAUGUUUUUGUGGCUACUACUGAGUGGCAGGAAAUAAAGAAAGGACAGGCAGUACCAGCUGGUCUCCAUUAUCGUAUCAAUCUACAAACUGGACUCAAAGAAGCUAAGCUGAUGGAAGAAGGACAAGACAAAGAGGAGGCAAAUGUUCAAGUGGUUGAUGUGAAAGGUUAUGGUCAUUCUGAUCGACGUGGAGCUAUCAAUAAAUCGACUAAAGUGUUUACGAGACAAGAAUUGAGAGAAAUGCUGAAGAAGAUUAAAGAUGAAAGUCCAGAGCAGUCCAUACCUCCAUUACUGACUGUAUUAAAUGAAGGUAGUAAAAAUAACUCCAUUGAGAAAUCAAAAUCAAGCUCUACGCUGUCUGAUCUGAGAUCAAUGUUAACAUUUCACGCUGAUGUUGAGAUCAUGUUGCAACGACUUGAGAUAUUAGUGAAUCCUGAAUCAACAGUUGAUGAUAUGCUGAGAUCUCUUGACGAUUUGGAAUACAUAGUCCAUCAGAUUGACAAUGCAAGAGAUUUUGAUGUCCUAGGUGGAUUAGUAGUUAUCGUACAAUUAUUAAAUCAUUCAAAUAACGACAUUAUAUGUGGAGCUGCUCUUGUACUAGGAUCAGCUGCUCAGAGCAAUCCUGAAGUUCAGAAGCUCGCCCUCUCCUACAAUGCCCUCCCUACCCUCCUCUCUCUCCUCUCCCCUUCCUCCUCCUCUUCACUAGUACAUCGAAGAGCAUUAUAUGCUUUAAGUGCUACUCUAAGAGGACAAGUGGAGAUGAUUAGUACUUUUUUAACAGAAUAUGACGGGAUAAAUAUUCUGAGUCAACUAGCAGCUACCACCGAUAGCGAAACUGUUCUUGUUAAAAUUAUAACUUUAAUUACUGAUUUAUUAGCUAGCUUGGAGGAGAAUGGGAUUACAAUAAGUGAUAUACAGGAUAGGCUAUAUAUUAAUGAUUGGUGUGAUCGAACUGUUGCUGUACUGACUGAAUCAAAGAGCUCAACCUCAUUAGAGAAAUGUGUUCUUUUAAUUAAUAAACUAUUAAAUGUUUGUCACUACGGUAACCAGUACAAUCUGUUACUGAAGAUCAGCAAGGAAUGGAUCAGAGAUGAGAGAGAGAAAGAAUUAAUUGAAAUUAUUAAUAAUAUUUUAUAUAAUGUUAAAACUAGUAGCAAGAAGGAAUUGUAAGUAUUUUAUUUUACAUAAAUUUAUAAUUUAUUUACUAGAAACUCUGAACAUCC
Molecule: messenger RNA, 1425 nt
Organism: Amphimedon queenslandica
Lineage: Eukaryota; Metazoa; Porifera; Demospongiae; Haplosclerida; Niphatidae
Product: nucleotide exchange factor SIL1-like
Exons: 6
Coding region: 95-1372 (425 amino acids)
Cellular component (GO): endoplasmic reticulum
Molecular function (GO): adenyl-nucleotide exchange factor activity
Source: RefSeq, a predicted model, not a curated record